AUGGAGAUAGCGAAGGGACGUAUACCCGUGAUCGAAGGCAUGCCUAAGCAUUAUGUCGCUAUUAGCAACUCAGGUGGCGAAGUGUACUUCUGCAUGCAGAAGUCAGACUACGUCCAGGCUAGAUCGCACAUCUUACGCCAGGGAGAGGACUACUUCGAGGACCUGAAAUCGAAGGUUGUAGCUGUAAAAGUGGUCAACGAAAGGUCGUCGCGGGAACCUUCGAACAAGGUGCGCAUCCUCGCAACAGUCCACAAACAAGCCGCGAACAAAGACGCUGCUCGUUAUUUCGUGUCUGUUACUAAUUACGACGCCUCUUACGACAUACGCGGUGAGGGCGACUGGGUCGCUUUCCAAGCUCUCACAAGCUCUCUCACGCUUGUGUCUCUCCAGCGGUUCUGCUUAAACGACGGCGUUCCUAUACCCGAGGAAUUACUCUUCCACAUCUUCAUAGAGCUCGUGUCGGCGGGGCGUUUCCUGCACGAAGAGUGCAGCCCCGUUAUAACGCACAACGAUCUCCACAUCCGCAACCUCAUGCUCGACCCUACAAAGCAGGACUUCUCAGGCUUUCCGAAUCUCGUUGUCAUCGACUUUGGACUCGCGUCGGAACGUUGGAGCACGAGCGACGACUGCUGUAGAGAGGCAACGACCCAGGCGAGGCUUGAGGAGAUCAAGCAGCUUGUAAAUGGAGCAGCAGACCAAGGAUUAGGAGCAGAGCUACUCGCCCCACGCGCCAAGGGUAGUCAUCUUGGCCCUCCCAGGCUCAACGCAAAAACUGGGCUUAGUGCAAAAUUAUCCCACAACCACCAAACCGACCCUAAUAAGUCGCCCGCGCACACCUAUUUUACGCCAAAAUGA
Molecule: messenger RNA, 855 nt
Organism: Trematosphaeria pertusa
Lineage: Eukaryota; Fungi; Ascomycota; Dothideomycetes; Pleosporales; Trematosphaeriaceae
Exons: 4
Coding region: 1-855 (284 amino acids)
Biological process (GO): protein phosphorylation
Molecular function (GO): ATP binding; protein kinase activity
Source: RefSeq, a predicted model, not a curated record